This is a messenger RNA of Ilex paraguariensis (yerba mate), 795 nucleotides long. NCBI's taxonomy places the organism in Eukaryota, Viridiplantae, Streptophyta, Magnoliopsida, Aquifoliales, Aquifoliaceae. The record is from the annotation of a GenBank genome assembly.
AUGGAGGUUCCUUUGGCUGAGAAGAUGAAAGACAAGGAUAAGCUGGAAGGUGAUGGUCAGAGUGUAGCUAAGGAAUCUGAAAUGAAACAGGAGAUUAGAUGUUCUGUGGUGAACCUGGAUAUGGAAAAAGAGGGCUUGAUUGGAGAGAAGGGGGAUGGUGUUAUAGGUGGUGAUGUGACUCCUCUAGUUCUUGUUGAGGGAGGGAUUAUAUCUGGGAAAGCUUUUUUUGAUUCUUCAACUGGUCAGGCCCAGAGGGAUGCUGAUUGUUUUGUAUUGGGAAAGGAUCAAGUUCAGAGGCCUUUAGAAGUGGAACAUGUGUUGAUUGAUUCUCCAGUUACCCUACGUAUCCAAUUUGUUUCAAAUUUCAUUCAUUUGAAGGAUUUGGAUUUAGAAAAUUUGGGAGCUGAUAAUAGGAGGAUGCCAAAGGAUGUUUUGGUUAAGGGGAUGUUUGAGAGGGUUUCUCAGGAAAAGGUUAUGGAAAAUUUGAAGCCUUGUAUGCUCAAUAGACAGUCUUUUCAAUUUGAAAAUUCCUUAUUCUAUUUGGAACAUUUUUCCAUAUCUAAAAGUGGUGCUUCAGUUUCUUUGGAUGAUGAUAGGGGGUUGGUGAGUAAUAGGGAGCCCCUUGACAAGGGUUAUUAUUCUGAUACAGGAAGUAGAAGUAAAUAUUUGAUGGGAAAGGUUGUAGCAGAUAGUGAGGGUUUAGAGGAUUCAGAUGCAGUAUCUAUGGAAUUCUCUGGUGCUAAGGUAGAAAAUAGAUUGAGGAUGAGAGAUGAGGGUUCUCUUUGUCAUGAUUAG